CCAGCACAGCUCAGCUCUGGGGACCAGGAAGUGGUUAGCUGAAGAGGACAGCGUUCUUUCAGGCUCUUUUGCUGAGCUUGCCUGUCUUCACUGCAUGCAGUCUCUGGUUCCUGGCUUUUAGAUGAUGUCCUGGCAAGAGAAGCAUGAGGGCCCCCAUCCAUGUCUUAUCCGUCAACUGGAUCACCUGGUGCUGACUGUGAAGAGCAUUGAGGACACCAUAGGCUUUUAUUCCAAAGUCCUGGGUAUGGAAGUGGUCACUUUCAAGGGCAACCGGAAAGCGCUACGUUUCGGGAACCAAAAGUUUAACCUCCAUGAGGCUGGGAAGGAGUUUGAACCCAAGGCUCGCAGACCAGUUCCUGGUUCCACAGACGUCUGCCUGAUCACAGACACCUCGCUAGACCAGCUAGUGGGACACCUGAAGGCCUGUGGUGUGACUAUUGAAGAAGGCCCAGUGCCCAGAACUGGUGCCAUUGGUCCAAUCACAUCCAUCUACUUCCGAGACCCAGAUGAAAACCUGAUUGAGGUUUCCACCUACAGUACUGAUUUGGCUAUUGACGGAGUGAAGCAUUAGCCACAAUCCUCCUUUCACACACACACCCCAACCUUCUCAACACUAGAAGCAAGCAAAAGAGGCUGUGAUUUUUCUUUGUUCAUUUGCAGUGCAUUGUAGGAUGGGGUUUGAGAAGACAUCAGUUUGUGUCCAUGUCCAUUCUGCCAGGCUCCUGAUAUAGCGGGACAUAUCAGGCGUCAUCCACAAAGGAAACCUGCGCAACACAUUCAAAAAAUGAGCCAGGGCUGGGAGCUUAAAUUCAUAAGUCUUCUAGACACUAAAAAUCAGGGACUGAACAGAGACACUGGAUUUAUGACUUAUUACAACAAUCUGCUACCCACUAACUCCCCCCACUUUUUGUCCUAUGACUGCAGAGGUGUUAACUCUACCUUGAAAAGUCCCGUGCAAUAUGUGCUAACUACUUAUGCUAAACAAUCUGUUCCACCUUUCAUUUGCAGUGAUGCUGGGAGCACCUUUCCCAGCCCUGAAGAAGAGCUCUGUGUGGCUCACAGCCUAGCUUUCCCACCAACAGACGUUUUCCUAGAUGGUAAAUUCCCUGGGGCAGGGACUAUCUUUUUGUUCUGUGUUUGUACGGCACCUAGUGCAGCGGGGUCCUGAUCCAUGAAUGGUGCUUUGAGGCGCUAAUGGAAUGCACCUUCUAAAGCAAUACUAAGUAGGGCCCUACCAAAUUCACGGUCCAGCAGCAACACAGAAGUAAGGAUGGCCUGGUAUGGUAUUGCCACC
This is a messenger RNA of Gopherus evgoodei (Goodes thornscrub tortoise), 1294 nucleotides long. RefSeq names its product glyoxalase domain containing 5 (gene GLOD5). The transcript has 4 exons. NCBI's taxonomy places the organism in Eukaryota, Metazoa, Chordata, Testudines, Testudinidae. The coding region runs from base 122 to 571 and encodes 149 amino acids. The record is from RefSeq and is a predicted model, not a curated record.